AUGCCCAAAGGUCCAAAGUCUAUCGGCGUGCUGUGCGGUGAACUGGGCAUGGAUGGCGUUGCCGAAGCCAAAUUCCGCAAAGAUGCCCAGGCCUACCUCAAAUCUCAGAUUGAAGAUCUUCCCAAUGCACCGGAUGAAUUGAUUGAACCUGUCGCCGUGAGCUUCCUCGAGACCGGAGGCGGUAAUAAACACUUCUCGUGGGACGCUGCUCUUAACUAUCAAUGGGAAGCCAGCGACCAUCGCCACACUAUCCUCCGCUACGUGACCGAUAUCAUGAAGAUGCAACGGUGGUACACAAUUGACCGUCUUCACAAGCGCAUCAAUGGUGCCGUGAACUGCCCUGGCUGCUUGCUGCACUCUCCAAAACAGGGGAGCCCGGAAACCGUCGAUAAUGCCGGGACUGUUAAUCACACUCAAAUCGAUGACACCAGGUCCUCUGAUGGAUCCGAUGCUGGAAGUCUUCAUCACGAUUCAGGUAGAGACGACGCCGUUGGGCGCAGCGAAAGCAGAAAGCGACACCGUGCCAGCCGUGACCACUUUCCUGAAUCGGAAAAGAAGCGGCAAAAAUCGACAGGGUCGCAGGAGGAGACCGGCAGAGUGAGCAUCUCGAGAGACGAAAUCUCACGGAACACGUCUAUCUACGACAAUAAUACCUUUCCGAAAGCACGGCUUCCGGCCAGCUCAAACGCGCACGCUGGUUUUACACCAGUCAACCCUACCCCUGUCAUGGAACUCCGGCCCCCAUCCAGACACGAAGCUCCAUCCCCUACGCUUGCUUCUCAAACGCUCACCCUCCGAGACUUCAACCUCUCUAUGCGCUAUCGCGGUAAGCAGUGGCACUUCAACAGCGUCGCGCAUAAAGCCAAAGUCCUCGAGCAGAUCCUCUUGCAAGAAGAGAAGGAUGUCGAAUCCUACCCCACCCUGGCAUUCUCCAAAGGAGCCAAAAAAGCAGGCCUUGGAAUUGACGGAAGUUCAGACGAUGACGAAAGUGUCUUGAAAGAUUACUUCCGCUGUUACUCACAUUUCAUGAACAACCGAUUUCCACGGAAUGAGAAGUUGUUGCUCGAGAAUGGAGUGAGGCCUUCGGCGUAG
Molecule: messenger RNA, 1092 nt
Organism: Fonsecaea monophora
Lineage: Eukaryota; Fungi; Ascomycota; Eurotiomycetes; Chaetothyriales; Herpotrichiellaceae
Exons: 3
Coding region: 1-1092 (363 amino acids)
Source: RefSeq, a predicted model, not a curated record